AUGUCCACUCUCCCCGAAGAUCGCGUCCUCAAACCUCUAAACCCUGUACCAGACGACGUCAACGACUGGCCCGACUUCUCUCUACGUGAAGCCAAGAUCUUUUAUCAAGGAAAAGGUCGAUAUGCAGAUCUCCUUGAGGCUUCUGAAAGUGUACCUCUGUGUGUUUUGGGAGAAUUGAUGCCUCUGGACGACGAACAGGAUCAUCUGAACGAUAAUGGGAAGCCCGUUAUCUGGGCGGCUGGGAAGGCUGGCUGGUUCGAGAUCUCGCCCUCAGAUCGUUACUUGAGUCAUUACAAUGACACCGUUGAGGCGAUCGACUUGUUCUAUUUUGCCGUUGACCAGCACCAAAAACUUCCUCGGAAACGACAACAGUAUGGAUUCAUGAUAGAUCCUUUCCUUACGCUCUACCAAAAACACACUGGCUAUCGGAUCGACGACGAUGACGAGGCGAUGGAAACGAUACAUAAACACCACAGGUUUUUAUUGAAGCAAAUGAUAGAAGAGAGAGAAGGCAUCGAUUGGUCACACACACAUCUGUGGAAGCACUUGGCGGAGACAUAUGCUGAUGAAGUAGAGGCAUUGAAGGCCUCGCUCGCUACGCCCGCUCCUAUUGAGGAACCACAAGAUUCAGAGUCACAGUCAGAGUCGGAUUCAGAUUCAUCAGAUGCGGAGUCUGCGGACGAGGAAACAACACCUGAACAGCAACAGGAAGACCCGGACAUGUCAGAAGAGUUAGACGUGACGUCUCAGCCUGCUUCCGAGGCAGCUUCAAGCUCGAGUAGCCAGUCCGAAGUACAGCCGGAGCCCAUUGAUUGGACCAAGCCAAUAUGGGACAUGCUGAACAUUCUUCGCAAGUCGUCCAACUUCAAUAUGCGCCAUUGUGGGAUCGAUGAGGCCGCCACCGAAUUGGAGAAACAGGUCACAUUCGACGGAACCCACGAAGAAGCAGUUGCAGCCUUCGAACGGUCUGCGGAACCUUUGUUAAGACUGAUGAAUGAAGCCAAACUCCGGAAGAAAUUUAAUUGGUCUACUCGGAGAAUAUACGAUGAGCUGGAAGCCACUUUGGCCGAUGAAGUGGCCGAUAAGAUUAUGAAGACGCCGGGCAAGCUCGGCAAGCAGAAACAUCGCAUGAAGUCGGUCCUUCGCCCCAGCGGUGCCCGCAAGGCACACAAACGUGCACGAGGCGCCGUUGAUUCGUUCGACGAUGAUGAGGACAUGAGCGAUGUCCCUAUUUCAUCCCCAGUAGCGAAACGACAAGGGCCCCCUCUGCCAAGUCGGCUGCGUGAGGUGGAUAACGACUCCGUUGGGAGUCGAGAGUGUAGCCCGAGUCGACAACUAAACGGCCAUCUGGGCCCUGAUGCCCUGCCUGAUCUGCCACCCGGCCCAGAGGCUCAGGAGAUGUUGGACCUGGUAUCGCAGGAAGCCAAGAGAGUCGGUAGACAGCAUCAGACUUCGAAUCUCCAGGCGUUUCUGGGCCAAUGGGUGGUGUGA
This is a messenger RNA of Exophiala aquamarina CBS 119918, 1491 nucleotides long. RefSeq lists its product as uncharacterized. The coding region runs from base 1 to 1491 and encodes 496 amino acids. Lineage: Eukaryota; Fungi; Ascomycota; Eurotiomycetes; Chaetothyriales; Herpotrichiellaceae. The transcript is spliced from 2 exons. The record is from RefSeq and is a predicted model, not a curated record.